Molecule: messenger RNA, 944 nt
Organism: Clupea harengus (Atlantic herring)
Lineage: Eukaryota; Metazoa; Chordata; Actinopteri; Clupeiformes; Clupeidae
Gene: psme4a
Product: proteasome activator complex subunit 4B-like
Exons: 5
Biological process (GO): proteasomal ubiquitin-independent protein catabolic process
Cellular component (GO): cytosol; spermatoproteasome complex; nucleus
Molecular function (GO): peptidase activator activity; proteasome binding
Source: RefSeq, a predicted model, not a curated record
UUUUGGCGCAGCUAAUCUGACGUAGUUAUGUGUCUGGGUGAGCCGAAUGCAUGUGUACCAGCAGCUCAGCCUACAUAGGGGAGGUAACGAGUGAAAGGUAUCAGACAAACAACUAUUAGUGUUGGAGGUCAGAAGAAAGACAGUCGGUGCAAAUGCACGCUUCGAAAAAGUCCAUAUCAGGGUUAUUUGGCUUUAAACGAGUUGGCAUAGAAGUUUAUAGGGAUAGAUGAUAUAUUUUCUAAGACUAGAAAUGGAAAACAGUAUGACAUAGUGACAAGAUCGGAUACAUUUUGCUGGCUGAUUUUGGCCCUCAUUAAGCUAUCGCACACAUUUCAUUUUGAGUGUGGCUUGGGAGUUGUCGCUAUAUCUAAUCAACAAUAUUAAUUCGUCUGGGGAACUGUAAUAUGAAAAAAGAGGUGUCUGACACAUUAGGUUUUGUCCCUCAAAAAGACAUUGUUUACAACAAACUUCUGCCUUAUGCAGACAAAUUAGAUGGAGAGUCAAACGAGUUUCUCGCCAGAAUCAAGGAAAACUUGGGACGAGCUGUUUAUCUUAGGGAAAUAUGGCCGGGUGUAUUGUUUUGGACAAGAAAACUUUCUACAUACCUCCGGCUGUACGGCAGGAAGUUCAGCAAAGAGGACCAUGUGCUCUUCAUCAAGCUGCUGUACGAGCUGGUCACCAUCCCCAGGCUGGAGAUCAGCAUGAUGCAGGGGUUCGCCCGCCUCCUCAUCAACCUGCUCAAGAAGAAAGACCUGCUCUCAAGAGAGGAUUUGGAGUUGCCGUGGCAACCUUUGUACGAGCUUCAUGAGAGGAUCCUCUAUUCCAAAACGGAACACCUGGGCCUUAACUGGUUCCCCAGUUCUCUGCGGCCACGUUCUACCUCUAGACAUAUAUUGGUUAAGCUUGCCCAGAGGUGUUCUGUGGAUGCUCUGCUGAAAGCCCUG